GGUUCAUUGAACACGGGAUAAUAUUUGUUUGUCGGAACAGUGUGAUCUCGGAGGCGUUAAUUCUGAUGUGUUGAAGCGGUAAAAUGUCACUAUACCUGUACAACAUGCUCCUGGUAGAUUCCAUCACUCGCUAACUCUGCGGCGUUAUAUUGAUCACCCUUGCCAUUAUAAGAACACCUACAGUCCUCAGGAGCCGCACUCCCGGCAGACCGGACGGACGCAGCCAAGAUGAUUCGAGCUAUCGGAUUCAGUGUGUUGGUGUACGCCAUUGCCUAUGUUUCGGCAGAAAAGGAAGUAUCUAUCCCGGUCAGUGACAUGUCAGAGGGCACGCGCUGUGACAAAGACCUGGAUGUAGCUGGCAUCUGUUUCCGGUGCUCACGACUUCCGGGAGAUAUUGCUGUGCAACUGACGACAUGCUGUAUGGAAGAUAAAGCUUAUGACGUGUGUCAGCGAUGUGUUGAUAACCCGGAUGCUUGCUUGAUGGACGCAUAUAGCAUGACGGGAUCGGAUGAUGUUGAUUUUUCCAGCGAUGAAAGCAAAGAAAUGGGAGACAUCGAAUACCCCGAAUCUAACGUGGCUAAGAGAUUCGGCACGACCUUCAUGGGGUCAUCUAGGUACGGGUACCCACGAAAACGUUACGGUAUGCUGUUCCUUGGUAAUAAUAGGAACAAGGGAGGCUAUCGGUACGGCUCCCGUGGUAAACGGUAUGGCACGCUAAGUAUGGGAAGUGGAAAAGGCCGGUUGUAUCGAUAUGGAAGCGUCAUCAAACGUGAGGACGAAAGCGACCAGGACACUAUGGACAAACGGUAUGGGACAUUGAACCUUGGAAGUGGACGCGGUCUUAGGUACAGGUACGGUCGUUAUGGCAAGCGAUCAGACGAAAACCAGGAUGAUGAGUCUUUCGUUGACGAUGGUGAGGAGGAACAAGUCGAAAAGAGAUAUGGUACAUUGUUCAUGUCACGGAAUGGUGGGCGAAAGCGUUACGGAUCUUUGUUUAUGGGGAAAUCCAAGGGCUGGUAAAGCUGAGAUAAAUACACAACAGUGUUUAUAUUUGAAAACAUACUUGUGAAUGUUUAAAAGCUGGAAUAUGUAUAUCACAGAUUUGGUUUGUACAAUAUGUGUAGAGUUUUAAAAUCCAACUGAAAGGAAGUACAAAAUCAUUUUGGUGUGUUAAGCUCUACCGCUAAUCAGUGUAAAAUUACUUCCUAAGGAAAGUCAUAUGUUGUUCUGGAAGUUAAACAAUGAUAUGCAGCUACGUUCAAAUCGCUUUGCAUCACUGCCUGUGACCCACCCGACCCUGUGUUCUUAUGAUGUGUACUUUUUGUAUCUUUCCAACUCCUGACCCUUCCAGUUAGAGUCUCUCUUGUCCUUCCAGUUAGAGUCUCUCUUGUCCUUCCAACUCCUGGCCCUUCCAGUUAGAGUCUCUCUUGUCCUUCCAACUCCUCGUCCUUCCAGUUAGUGCUCCUCUUGUCCUUCCAACUCCUGGUCCUUCCAGUUAGUGUCUCUCUUGUCCUUCCAGUUAGUGCUCCUCUUGUCCUUCCAACUCCUCGUCCUUCCAGUUAGUGCUCCUCUUGUCCUUCCAACUCCUGGUCCUUCCAGUUAGUGUCUCUCUUGUCCUUCCAGUUAGUGCUCCUCUUGUCCUUCCAACUGCUCGUCC
Messenger RNA from Pecten maximus, 1657 nucleotides. RefSeq lists its product as uncharacterized. NCBI's taxonomy places the organism in Eukaryota, Metazoa, Mollusca, Bivalvia, Pectinida, Pectinidae. The record is from RefSeq and is a predicted model, not a curated record. Bases 229 to 1020 code for a protein of 263 amino acids. The transcript is spliced from 2 exons.